Lymnaea stagnalis (great pond snail) is the source of this 12391-nucleotide messenger RNA. The record is from the annotation of a GenBank genome assembly. NCBI's taxonomy places the organism in Eukaryota, Metazoa, Mollusca, Gastropoda, Lymnaeidae.
ACUAUAAUGUUUACAUUUCCUUCAAAAUGGCUGGAUUUUUUGAACCAGAUUGCGGAACCGCUUACUAUCGGUCAAAUGAUCCAAUUAAAAACAAUAAAAUCAAGUAAAAAAUACCAUUGUCACCUUUAAUAUCUACUUUAAAUAUAUCUCUAUUAAUAUCCUGCAUAUUCUUGUGUAUAUAAUAUUUUAUAACUAUUUAAUACUUGUCAGACUUGUUCAUUCUUGCAUCCAAACUCAUUGACUUUAACUCAUUGCUCAUAUUACCGGCAGUCAAUAAAUUUCUCUAAGGCUUUACUGCUCUUAAAAGAGGAUUUUGAAUGAAAACCGGUUGUCAGUUCUGAAACCAAAACCAAGUUGUUGAUUUGUGGUAACCAGAUACUGAUUUUGGUAAUCUAUCACUUCAGCGUUGGUUAUGAAAAAAUACUGUUGUUCUUUUCUGUUAAAAUUUUAAGGGCUAUGCCAUUUUUAACGGCUAUUACUAUUGAUAUUAAUAUUGUUUUAUUGGUAAGAUAAAUAUCUUUUAUUGAUCCAAAUAGAUGGAAAUGUUUUUUAUGAAAUUGUACAUAUUCAUUUCCGCACAUAUUCAUAUAUUAGUAAUUCCAGACACAAUUUUUAAAAUAUAAAAAUUAAAGAAUUUAAACAUUCUUAAAAUUUAAAUGAAUUAUUGUAUAAAAAAACAAGAGUUUGAGUUUGAGAUUCCCCCCCCCCCCUUUCCAAUGAAGUUUUUUAAAAAUAUCUCCACGAACAUGGUAGUGGAACAUGAACUCUUGCAAAUAGGAAGGCAAAGGAAAAUACGUUUUGAACAUUCUGUGCGUGGACACCAGUGUCUUCUGGAUCAACAAGAUAAGCACUUCAAACCAGAACAACUGGAUUUUGUUCUUUAAUAAUGCGCUAUAAUAAAAAAAAAAAAGUUUGAGUUUGAGAUACCCCCCCCCCCCCCUUUCCAAUGAAGUUUUUUAAAAAUAUCUCCACGAACAUGGUAGUGGAACAUGAACUCUUGCAAAUAGGAAGGCAAAGGAAAAUAUGUUUUGAACAUUCUGUGCGUGGACACCAGUGUCUUCUGGAUCAACAAGAUAAGCACUUCAAACCAGAACAACUGGAUUUUGUUCUUUAAUAAUGCGCUAUAAUAACUAAUACUGAAGUUGUAGAUUCGCCCGAUUUUAAACAAAUCAUAAUUUAACAAAUCCAGAAUUUUAAUUUAUGAUAAAAACAAUGAGAAAGUAAGUAAAUGUAUACAAUAGUCAAAAGCAGACACUUCGGUGUCACCUGAGAACACCAGAGAAUUGCGUAUAGUAAUUUUUUGGUCAGAAUUGCAAGUCCACAUUUUAAUUAUAGUUGAUUAUUAACUUAAAAAUAAAUUCUAAAUACACCCAUUACUUAAAGUUAAAGCCGAUAUCUUGAUUGUUCAACAGAGAAUUUAUUUUAUUCCACUAUAUUUUUAGGAUCAAUCAUUUAGACUGAAACUUAUAAAAUAAAAAUAAUUUUCACUAGAAGUUCAAAUAAAAAUAUUUGAUUGUCUAAUUAAGCCAAUAAAUUAGUAAUUACAAGUACUUAUAGUUGGUAAAUUAUUGCAGUUUCUUCGAGGACAUUUUGUCAGUCUUAAUUACAUAUUUUAUGUGUUUGGUAAAUUCUUUAUAUUGAGUUGAUUGCCUCUAAAGUAUAUUUUAUAGCUGUAAAUCUGAAAUAGACACAGUUGCAGAGUGAAGGUGUUAGUACUUAAGUUCAAAUUGAACUGAAAAGAUAGAUAUAAAAUAAAUAAGAAAGGCUUAUAUUUUUAUUUGUCUUUUAGCAUUUAGCAUUAUUAGCUUUUUUUUACGUCAAUCAAUCAUUCAGUAUAGGAAGCAUAUAUUGUAACAAAUCUAAAAUUUACAAAUCUAUAUUCUUAAAGUUUAUAAUAGCAUUAAUCGCCAAUUUCUGUAUUUUUAAGGGUAACAUUAAAGAAAGUAUCUGCUUCAUUUGCUGAAGAAGGGGCCAAACCAGUCACAACCACUGAAAGUGGUGUAGAACUAGCAACCAUUGGAAAACAGAAGAAGAAAAAAUCACCUGACCAUGAAGAAUGUAUCAUUGGAUGGCAACAGAAGAUAUUUUGUCAGGUGAUAUCUAUAAAAUGAUUUUGUUUAAAAUAUCUAAUUUAUUAUUACUAUACAUUCCUAUUUGAGCAUUUUAAAAAUGAGUUUAUUUUUCUUGUUAAAAUUGACUUUUUACAAUUUAAAAAAAUUAAUAAAUAACUGAAUUUUAUUAUGAUAUUGUCAUCUAUUAAUUUCAGAGAGAAAUUGAAUUUUACAGCAAUAAAGACAAUUGUAAGAAUGUGCUGGAUCAGAAAUAUCACCAAGAGGUACUAUCUCUUAUGUGAGUAUUUUCUCUGCUUUUUUUACUGAAUUAAAUUUUAAACAAAAUUGGGAUUACACAAAAAUAUAAACAGAAAUUUGGGAAAAAUUGUUCUUUCAUAAUAUUUGUUACCGUAUUGAUAUUUUCAGCAAUAAAAGGCGACAAAAGAAUAUGAUAUUUACUUAUGUGGAUCAUGAUCCCUUUUCUCACCAACAAGAAGUGAGUAAUUUUUCUAAUAAUUAUCUUUGUUCAUUAGUUGUUGUUUUUUGCAUUUUAAUGUUUAUAUUUAUGAAGCACUAUAAGUAAGAUAUACCUGUAUAUUAUAUGUACGUUUGAUAUUUUGUUUUAACUGUGUUCAGCAGUAUUUUUAAUGAAAAUAAUACUCAAAUAUUUUCAAAUGGAUUUUUUAUACUAGGGUGUAUAUAGCAUGACAAAUCUUAUGGAAAAGCCUAGUCCUCUUGCCAUUAAAAUGGCCCAAGUUCGCUGUAGAAGAAUUGGUGGUAGACAACUUAGAGAAAAGUGAGUGGUUACAACAACAUGCACCUAUAAAUUAAAAUCUCCUGUCAUAUAUAUCAUUCACCGGUACUUAAAUAUUUAUAAUUUUCAGGGGUAGAAAAAAUAAAAUUGAUUCAGGAGUCCCUUUUUAUCAAGAGCUAAUAUAUAAAAAUCAUUUAAUUCUGGUUUUGAAAAUUCAGACACCAAGUAAAAGAAAUGGGGUACUUGUAUUUGUCUACCCCUGUUUUAAUUAUAUGAAUUAGCUCUAAAAGGUAAGAGAUGAAUCAACAGCAACCAUACAUGGGAAAAGUUGUUAAAAUUUUGCAAACUUUUCAAUGGUUUAAUAAUAAAAUAUUACAAAUAUUCUUAAAUUCAGAGAGCAGGGCAGCAUUCCAAAGACUCUAAUUGUUGAUGAAAAUCCUUCAGAGGAAUCUAAGCUACGAAAUCAUUUAGAAGCUCCACCAAUUCAAGUCAUGUACAUAAUGGCUGAUUUAAGUCCUCCUAACAAGUAAGUAAAUAAGUAUGUUAACUUAGAAUUCAUUCAAACCAAAAUUAAAUUUAUAUAAUAAAUAAGGACAGACAAAUAAUUAUUAUUAAUUUUGUAAAAUUUGCUAACAAAUUAUUGCACAGAGUCUAUCUUUAAAUUUUAAAAUAUUAAAUUCAGUAUUUUCAAAGCCCAAGGGAAUAAUCUUACAUUAUGGGCACAUCAAUAGCCAUUUUACACAUUAUCUUUCUGUUUAGAACUCCAGAUGAGACUGAUGAGUAUGUUCUUUGUGCCCUGAAAGUUGAUGCUAAUGGUGUUCUGUGUGUCAAACCUGACUAUUCGUGUGGAAGAAAACCAUACAGCAUUGAGACUUAUAUGACAAGAGGUUAAGUCUUUAAAAAUUUAUUUAAAAAAUCAGUUCUAUAGUCAUGAGAUGUGUUUUGGGUUUAUUACUUGAAUAAUGCUAAAUAAAAAUAAAUAGGUUAUUUUUAAAUUUAAUGAAACAUUUUAUAAAUGCUUCUUAGCCCUUAUACAAAUCAGCCUUGUGUGUGCUUUUAUUUAUUUUCAUUUUAAAUUUCCUUCCUUAGAGGGUUUUGACUAUACAAUUGAGAAUGUUUCUAAAGAUAUGAGUCGCCAAGAACAAGAGAAAGAGUUAAGAAUGUACAGAGAGGUAAUAUAAGUAAUUAUAAUUAAAAUUGAUCACAACUUAUAGAUCAUUUCAUGAUAUGCAUAAUAGUCUUCAUAAAAAUUAUUUUUAAUUAUCAUUAGAUUGACAUAGUGGCACUUUAUAUAUUAAUGUCUGUGCAUUAGUGAAAUAUUAUUAUCUGGCUUGUAACUAUUUUAAAAUUCUUACAGAUGUAUUCAAGACAUAAUGACUUUGUGCAGUCAUGUGUUGGAUAUGAAUUUGAAGUGGUAAGUUAUGGUUUUAUUACAUAAUACACUUUAAAGGCUUUUUCCUGUUGAUCAAAACAUUGUUUUUUUUUGUUUUUUUUAAAGUCUUAAAACAAAAAAAUUACUUAUUUUUUACUUUAUUUAUGUUUUUUAAUUUCAGCCUCCAGUAGAUACUUUGAAGUAUGUAGUUUUUGGAGAAAUCGGUAUGUAAAUUUCAUUAAAAAAUAUUUUUUUUUAACAAAUCCAUCCAUCCAUCCUUGUGGCGAUACAGCCCAUGUAUGGCUUUGGCCUGCCUCACCACUUCCUUCAACUCAGAAAUAACUAAACUAAUGCAUUUCUUUUCCAUGCUUGGAUUCCCAGCUGCUGUAGAUCUUUUUCCACAUCAUCCAUCUAUCUAAGCCUAAUUCUGCCUUAGCCUUUUUCCUCUGGGGUAUUGUUGAUGUACCCUUUUCACUCCUCUGUCAUUUGGCAUUCUUUCUAAGUGUCCUGCCCAGCUUAGCCUACCCUUUUUUAUUUCUGCUACUAGCGUGGGAUCCUGAUAUAGACAAUACAAUUCCUGGUUUGUUCAUAUUCUCCACCUUUAUUCAUCCUUUUUUGGUCGAUAUAAUUUUUUUUAAAGCUCAGAUAUAAUCAUUUUAAGAUCAAUGAUGAGCUGCAUGUUUCAAAGCAAUGAACAAUUAUACUGUACAUAUUAUUUUUAUUUGUAAUUACUAUUACUGGCCUCUAUUGUUAUAAUAUGCAUAUAUUUUAGAAUAUAAAAAGUAUUAGAUCUGACUUUUAAAGUAAGUCAAAACAACAAAUAUGUAUAUUGUAAAAAAACAUUUAACUAUUAUAAAUUCAUCUUAUUUCAUUAAUACCAUAUAUUACCAUAUAUUUCAUCGCAUAGGUCGCACCCUAGAUAGGUUGCCAAAGUGUGUAUUUGCAGUUGACCCACAUAUAGGUCACACCCUUAGUUUGGGAGGUUACAUGGCCUCUUUUAAAGUAAAUACAACUAAUACUUAUUGAUCAGGUAUCAAAAAUGUUUCCAUAACAAAAUUGGAAACUGAAAGCCAUCAUCAAAACUAUUUGAUCUUUAAUAAACAUUUUUUUUUAAAGACUGAUUGCCAUCUGCUAAAGAGUGAGAACAAAAGAGAAUCAGUUAGUUCUCAGAGUUUCCAUAUAAAUUCUUAUUCCACACUGAAUAACAGUUUGCUCGAUUGAUGUCAAAUAGACAGGCCGGACCCCUGAUUUUUCUCAAAUUAUUAUUGUAAAAAAAAAAAGUGCGACCUUAACACAAGAUGGUAGAUUACCUUGUUCUAUAUUUAUGAAAGUAAUUUUCUCCCUCUUGCUUUUGCCUACAGUCUCAGCUCAAGACUUUGAAAAAGAUAACCUAUACAUUCACAUGUUCACAGACCUUCCAAAAGGUGAGCAUCCCAAUAGGAUACACAGAAAAUAAAAUAGGCGGCCAUAAACAAAAAUCAGCUUUUAAUUAGUUUUUUUUUAUUGUUAUUGUUACUCAAGUUACUAUUAUAUACUAAUCAUGAUUAGGAAUUGUUUUUUUUUAUAAAAUGAACUCUCGCUUGAUUUUUUUAAUAAAAUUUGUCUCUAGACUGGACAGCAGAGAGAAGCCAGCAGUUGUCUUGGAUAACUCAAACAUGUGCCGCCAAAACUGUUGACCAGGUAAUAAAAUGAAUUAUUAAGAAUUUAUUUGUAUAAAAAAUGAAUACAACCUAGUAAAAUAAUAAAUUUUAUUUACUUUUCGUAGUGAUUAACCAUUGUUAAAAGAGAAUCUUAAACAGAGGCCAUUGUACCAAUUGUGGUACAUUACAUUGUUCAAGUAUAAAAGUACAUGGUACCAAGUUCAAAGAGUUUGGGAACCGUGAUCUAAAGGUUAUGACUUUUUUUAAUGAACCUCAGGUAUUGAAACUCUAAAUGGAUCCUGAUACUAUUUAUGAUAACCAAUCAAUUUAGGCAGAGGUCCCCAACCUUUUGACUUACCUACUGUUAAAGUAUAGGCAUAUUCUUUGUAAUCAUUUCAAUGUCUGUCACAUUUCACAAUUUGAAUGUCUUUAGCAGACAAUGAUUUGGGAACAAUAAGGGUAAAGGAUACAAGUAAAAGAUACAUUGUCAUUUUAUGUAAAUAAGUUGGCAGUUUUUGUAUAGAUGAAAAUAAAUGUCAUAUUGUAUUGUAUGUAUGGCAUCUUUCCGUCUGCGGGAGACGAUAGAUUAUCUUUAUUGCUUGCAGCUCUUGGUGUGGCUGGUGAGACCAAUCCUCGAAUGGCAGUCUCUGUUACAUUUCCCCACACACGAAUGCGGUGGAGCAGUAUUUACCGGCCUUCCUCCUCGCUCCUUUUGCAGCUGUUUCCGCCCUGUUUUGAUCCUCGGCAUGUAGUAAUCCUGCCUUCACGAUGCCCCGGCAUUAGGAUCGAUCCUCUGCCAGCUCCUCCCAGUUUGAGAUGUAGAUGUUGGCCGACUUCAUGUCUCUUUUACAUAUGUCUAAGUAUCUCAGACGAGGCUGUCCAACUGACCUUUUCCCUGUCGCCAGCUCGCUGUAUAGCACGUCCUUUGGUAUGCGACCAGGUUGGAUUCGCUUGACGUAUCCAAGCCAUUAACAUGGCUGGGACGCUACACAUGUUUGUUUGGGACAGGACAUCCGUGUUGGGGAUUUUGUCUUGCCAUUUAAUGUCAAGGAUGUGACGCAGGCAUCUGAGGUUGAAGCCAUUGAGCCUUCUUUCGUGUUUAGAGUAUGUGGUCCACGACUCGCAUCCAUACAGAAGUCUGCUCCAUACGCAGGCCUGGUACACCUGCAGCUUAGUUCUUGUUGUGAGUUUGGCGUUUGACCAGACUCUUUUCUUCAGUCUGGCCAUAACAGUUGCGGCCUUCCCUAUCCUCCCACUUAUCUCAUCCUCCAUUGAGAGGGUGCUCGAUAUGUUGGAUCCCAGAUAUGUGAAUCUGUCAACAGUAUCCAAGUCGUAGUCGUCGAUGGCAAUAGUGGGGAGGGAGUCAGCGCCCUGUGCCAUAAUGUUAGUUUUCUUUAGGCUAAUUGUCAGGCCAAACUCUUUGCAGGCAGCGGAUAGGCUGGAUACGAGGCUCUGCAGGCCGUCAGCUGUGUGAGAUACCAAAGCGGCAUCGUCCGCAAACAAGAACUCCCGCAGCAAGACCUUUCUUGUUUUAGUCUUAGCUCUAAGGCGGGCAAUGUUGAAUAAUUUGCCGUCAUCUCUAGUGUGGAUGUAUAUCCCCUCGCUGUUGUUCUGAAAGGCAUACUGGAGUAGGAUGGAGAAAAAGAUUGCAAAUAAAGUAGGAGCCAGCACGCAACCUUGCUUUACUCCACUACUCACUGGAAAAGCUUCUGAGGCGGCACCGUUAUAGCACACUGUGCCCUGCAUGUUUUCGUGGAACUGCUUGAUGAUGUUAAGCAGUCGUGUAGGGCAGCCUAUGUUUUUGAGGAUCAUAUAAUGUCAUGUCAUAUAAUGUCAUAUAAUCCUGUAUUAAUUAAUUUUUUGAAUAUUUUCUCAACAGACUGAGAUUGCUUACUUCUCUUAUCCAUUCCAUUUUGAACUGAACUAUAAGAAGAAUCAGCUAUCUUCCAAGGGUGAAUGUUAGAAGUCAUAAGCACAUUAUAAUAUCUGUAUUAUUGCAUAGUGUCCAGCCAUUAAAUAUUUAAGUACAUGUAUAUUUUUUUUAAUUUGGUACAUUUUAGAAUAUCAUAUAUAUAAGACUGUCCUAGGCUGACCAUAACACCUAAGAGACGAAGCAAUUUAAAUACUUUCGGAUUCUUAAAAACAAUAAUAGUGAUCUUUUAUUAUUUUACAGAAAUUGAAUAAAUUUAAUUGCGCAAAAAUGAAAAUAUAUCUGCUUUUAUUUGAGUAAAUAUUUAAGUAUUAUUAUUAUAAAUUACAAAUAAAUUUAAAUAACAAUAAAAGAACUAUUUUAAGUAUUUUAUCCUGUUUGAAAGUUAUGGAGAAAAAAAAAUUAAUUAAAAAAAUAUGAUCCGAGAAUUAUUGUAAUCACAUUUUCAGGAAAACCCAAACAUCUGUUGUUUUAGUGUGUUUUUUAGUGCGUGGUUUAUAUUGCUAAUUAAAAUUAAUUUGUUUUAAAUAAACACUCAAAUGAUAUAGAGCGAACUGCCUAUUUUAGCCAAAGCUCUAAGUUUCUUUAAUUUAAUAACCCCGCGUAACAAAAAUGAUAAUGUAUUUCCCCCUUCUUAAAAGUAAAAUUAAUCAAUUUAAUUGAUUCCAUUUUAAAUUUUUAACAUUUAAUAAGCCUUUAUGUUUUUGCCAUUCCAAAAAUAUACUUUUAUUAAAUUUAUAAAUAAUAAAAACUUAACCUUUAAAUAUACUUUUAAUAAGAAAAUAUUGGUUAAGUCAAUCAAUGGAGCGAAACACCAUAGAGUCCUUAGCUACAAAAAAAAAAAAGCACUUAUCACUCAUCCAAAAUAAGUAUAUGAUAUUUUAAAAUUGAACAUAUUAAAAAUAGUAGUUCAUUCCUAUUUAUUGGGAGGGAAUCUUUUUCUUUUGCAUUUUCCUGCACACACAGAUGAGUUGCCCCAAUUUCCAAGACUUAUGCUGGAGGUUGGUGCUUUUGAUUCCUGGUCCAGGCACUACAAUGAAGGCUACAGUUACCUUCAGCUGCCAGCUAAACCAGGUGAUACUGUGAUAAGUGUGGGAAGUAAAGCUUCAGACCAUCACUCUAUUGUUUCAACAAAAAAAAUAGCCUGAUUACCCUAUGCAUAUUGCAGCAAGUAGAUUUUCAUCUGAGAUACUUAUUAAAUACAUUAUUUAUAGUAGCUUUAAAAAAAACAAAUUCAAAUUUAACAAAACUUUUCAAUAUGUUUUCUGUUUCAGGUAUUCACACGGAAACGGCACAUUGUUGGCGUCCUGUUGGUAACUCUGUUGUAGAUAAUCUGAGAAGGUUUUUCAUUGGUGGCACACCCGAGAUAGAGGAUCCAACAUAUGCUGCCAUUCCAUCUACAUUUGAUGUAGGUCCAUUGACAGUAAAAGAGAAAAUACUUAACUCAUUGAUAUAAAUAUAAUGUGUAUAGCAUUAUAUUUUGUUAAGAAACACUGUAAUUUUUUUAUUUGAUGUGAAACGAGAAAAAAAUCUUAUUACUUUCUGACUAAACUAAAUAAAAUUAUUAAAAUUGUAAAAAAUAAAUAUCCUCUAAUAAGGAUAUUUUAUUUUUACAGGGUUCAUACCUUAGCAAAUUUGGCUUUAGAACUCAAUCUACGGGCACAGUUACAGUAAGACUUAAUGUGAUGUUGCAGUCCAGGUAUGUAUGAUCAACGGGCACAGUUAGAGUAAGACUUAAUUUGAUGUUGCAGUAUGAUCAAAGUUAAUUUCUUCAGAGGAAAUCCACAGCCCUUAUUGAAAAUAUUUGCAGCAAAUUUACAAUCCACAGUUAAGAUCACGAGUUUUCAAAUUAACAGGAUGACUUUAAAGAAAGAGUCGUUAACAAAAAAAACAUAUGUGGCAAUUCUGGUUAUUAGUAUUAUACAGCUAUUGCAUAUUUUAAUCAGUUUUAUACAUUUGGGGGCAGUUUUAUACAUUAGGGGGGGGGGGGGGGUGUUUAAAUUUUAUUUUAUCAGUGGUUUGAGGUUGUAUUUGUUAUAUAGGGUGUUGGUGUGAUUGUGUAAAUGUUUAUUCUAUAGAUUGUACCAUUUCAUAAUCUUCAUUGGGUUAACUAACUCAUUUAUUCUCUAGAUUGUACCAUUUCAUAAUCUUCUUUUGGUUAACUAACUCAUUUAUUCUCUAGAUUAUACCAUUUCAUAAUCUUCUUUUGGUUAACUAACCUGAAAUGGCAUUUAGUUGGUUUUUUAUUACCUCACCGGUACUAUUUAUGUAUGUUAUGAGUUUCUAUUUGUAGCUUCUUCUUCAUUUCUUCUAAAAAAUCUGGAGAAAUAAAAAGUAAAAUGUUUGUUUGCUUACAUUUAAAUAUCAGGGCUUUUAUGGAGACAAAGGCUAACAAGAGGUCAUUAGGCUCACUUCUAGAGUCUUUAGGGUAAGUUCAGUGAUUUAAGGAUUCUGUACACUUUUAAAAAUAAUAAAUUUAAUUAUUUGUUUAAAUUAGUCUUGUUCCAUUGAAGUUGUGUUAAUUGAAAUUGAAAGCAAAAAUAAAAUUAAAACAUGUCACUUCACAGAAUUACAGCAAUGCAGGCUAAUAUCACAAGUGUUUUAGGUGAGUGCUCAUUAACUUUACCAUAUAAAAUACCCCAACUUUUUUUUUACUGGUGAAUGACAGCAUUGAACUUUAAUAGUCUUAUAAUUGUUGUAGCCAACAUUUUAAAAAUAUUCUUAACAUAAUAAAUUUCUACUUUUCUCAUUUAAAAUCAUACACAUGCACUAACUUUAACAAAUAAAAACCCUGAAACACUUUAGUAUUACUCAGCUUACUGUACAUAUUUUAUUAUAUUAUAACAAUUUACAGAGGCUUUUAAGAGAGCAAGAAUGAAGAUGGUGGCAGCUAGAGAGGCAGCCACACAGGAGUUGCUGCGUGAAGUUCGUCCCAUUCAGAAAGGAGAGCUUGAGGAAUGAUUGUUUACUCAAGAAAAAAGAGAGAGACAUGGACAGACAUGGAGCAAUGUGAACACAAAUAAUACCCAAUUUUAAAAAAAAUUAAAAACCACAUAUUAAAGAAAAUAUGUUUUGGGUUUUAUAAGUUGUACUGUGUUUUAUUGAACCUUUAUAUUUUUAAAUUUUUUAAAAAAUAUUAAAAUUUAGACAACAAAAAUUAUGUUAAUUUAGCACAUUGUUUAUGGCUUUCAUGCAUAAAUCUGACCUCCGUCCAAAAAUAGGUGCAGAAAAUUACAUGGAAUAAAAUAUUUCAUGUCAGUAAUAAAGUAUUCUUGCAGCUUGUUUACUAAAUUUAAACUAUUAAUAAAUUAUCACUAUUUUGAACAUGUUAGGAAUACAUUUUUUAAUUAUUAUCAGCAUAAGCCAUGUACCAUGUUGACAAAUUUUAAUCAAAUGAUAUUUAUUCUUCAUAUUGCAAGAUUCUAAAAGUGUUAUAAUAACAUGUAUAUAUUAAUUUACAAACAAUAUCUAUUAAGAAGUUGGAAAAAUCAAAACUUGUACUGAGAGAAAUAAGUAGAUCUGUGAUACUGAUGUGCUUUAAGACAUGUAAAUUUUUUAUGAAAUAAAUAUUUUUUUUGUAAAUGAAUUCAUUGCUUCUUAGUGUAAUUAUUUAAAUUUUAACAAAUCAAUUAUAAUUAUAAAAUAAUGCCUUAUUCAAAGAUCAGAUGUAACAAUGUUUUUCUUUUCAAAAAUAUUCUUGAAUUGUUUAAAAAUGGCAUCUUAACCAGGGGUGCGGGAGAUAAAGCCAGUUCGUAUGGGAAGACAUAGAAAAUCAGGUUUAGUUGCAUGUUUUUUAUUUUGCAGUGGCAGAUGUUUUUAAGGUUGAACUUUGUAGGAAACAACCACAGCUGAAUUAUUUUCAUAUUUAUUUUAUUACAAUACUUUAUCUAGGGGAUAAAAAAAGAGGGUGCGAGAAAUGUUUUGACAUAAAGAAUGGGUGCAGCACUGCAAAAAGGUUAAGGACCCCUGGUUUAAAAACAUCUUAGGAUAGUGAACAGAGACCUGACUACAGUUGACAUUAGGUAUCACAUCAUGUCGUUAACAUUGCAAACACUUGGUAAAAACCUGUUUGAACAUGACAUUAAUUAAGUUUAUGGUUUUGAGCUGGUGUGUCCCAACACAUUGAAUGAUUGAUCUGUCACAGUAAGUUCACAGCUGUGUCACAAUGUUUUUAUAUAGGAACAUUUUUUACAUCACAUGUAGGGUAUUUGGGUCAUUUGUCUACAAAGUACUGGGUUUUUCAAAAUAAGAUGGAUUCUAUGAUGUACUCCAUCUAAUGUAAAAUUGGAUGCAGUAAUUCACUAACGUAAUUUUUUUUUUUAUUUCUAAAGAUUUUUUAAAAAGUUUUAAACAUAAUGAAAAAAACAAUGCUUAAGAAUAAUUAAACUUAAAAUAUGGCCCAAUGCCUUUUGAAAGUCGGAUGCACCUGACUGGUCAUUUCACUUCAAGAUUUAUCUUCCACCUUAACUAAAACAACUAAGUUCACAAUAUCUUUUAAUGUUAGUAUUUAUUUGUUUCACACUUCCACAGUAACACCAAUAUUUUUUUAUAACAAUUUACACUCUGAUUCUGAUGUUAAUUCAACUUCAAAAUCAGUAUAAAAAAAAAUUAUCUUUUUUUAUUGGCUCCAUCUUUCUGCAGUUU